AUGUCUCUGAGGCUACCUUUCCAAGGCAGAUGGAAGCUGGGGCGGAAGAACUCACUGGGGGGUUCCUCGCAGCUCCCCAAGCAGGACUAUGAGGCCCUGAGGGAAAGGUGCCUGAUGGAAGGCCGCCUCUUUGAAGAUGACAGCUUCCCAGCCAGCCUGAGCUCCGUGGGCAGCGGGCCCCUGCUGCGGAAGCUGCCGCCUGGCCUGCAGUGGAGGAGGCCUCCGGAGCUACACAGCAAUCCCCAGUUCUAUUCUGCCAAUGCCAAAAGACUGGACCUGUGCCAGGGAGUGGUAGGUGAUUGCUGGUUCUUGGCUGCUUUGCAAGCCCUGACUUUGCACCAGGACAUCCUGAGCCGUGUCGUUCCCCUGAAUCAGAAUUUCACUGAGAAGUAUGCCGGCAUUUUCCAGUUCUGGUUCUGGCACUUUGGGAAGUGGGUGCCUGUGGUGAUAGAUGACCGACUCCCUGUGAAUGCAGCUGGCCAGCUGGUGUUUGUCUCUUCCACCGACAAACACUUGUUCUGGGGAGCUCUUCUGGAAAAGGCCUAUGCUAAGCUCUCUGGCUCCUACGAAGACUUGCAGCAUGGACAGGUGUCUGAAGCACUCGUGGACUUCACUGGAGGGGUGACGAUGACCAUCAAACCGGCAGAAGCCCCCGGCAACCUCUGGGACAUCCUAACCCGAGCCACCUACAGCAGAACCCUCAUUGGCUGCCAGACCCACUCAGGGGAAAGGGUGCUGGAGAAUGGGCUGGUGGGCGGCCAUGCCUAUACCCUCACAGGAAUCAGGAAGGUGACCUGCAAACAUGGACCGGAAUAUCUAGUCAAGCUGCGGAACCCCUGGGGCAAAGUGGAAUGGAAAGGAGACUGGAGUGACAGCUCAAGUAUGUGGGAGCUACUGAGCCCCAAGGAGAAGAUUCUACUGCUGAGAAAAAGUGAUGAUGGAGAAUUCUGGAUGACACUGAGGGACUUUAAAGCACAUUUCAUGCUUCUGGUCAUUUGUAAACUGAUCCCAGGCCUGCUGAAUCAGGAGGUGGGCCGGAGGUGGGCAUGCACCAUGCAAGAGGGGAAGUGGGAGAAGGGGAGCACGGCUGGUGGCCGGAUGAAGUCGCCCCGAGACACAUUCUGGAAGAACCCACAGUUUCUGCUGUGUGUCUGGAGCCCUCAGGAGGGCAGGAGUUUCCCGAUGCCCUGCAGCGUGCUGGUGUCCCUGCUCCAGAAGCCCAGGCACAGGCACCGCAACCGGAAGCCUCACCUCGCCAUCGGCUUCUACCUCUUUAGGUUGAGCAAGUACUAUGGUGACCAGAGGAGACUGCCUCCUGAGUUCUUCUGGAAAAAUGCUCCCCUAAGUUGGCCUGAAGCAUUUCUCACAGAGAAAGAAGUGAGUCGGGAGCUGCAGCUGGAGCCAGGGACAUACCUCAUUGUGCCCUGCACCUCUGAGGCUGGCCGGGAGUCAGAGUUUCUCCUGAGGGUCUUCUCUAGGAAGCACAUCUUUCAUGAAAUUGGCUGCAGCGUCAGUGCUGUCUUCUCUAAGGAAAUAGUGGACCAAAAUGAAGGGCAGGAUGAAUUCUUCACUAAACUCUUUGAGAAGUAUCCAGAAAUAAAUGCAGUGCAGCUGCAGAAGAUCCUGAACCACAUGACCUGGUCAAGUCUGGGGAGCACCCAGCCUCUCUUCAGCCUGGACGCCUGUCAGGGGAUCCUGGCCCUGCUGGACCUUAAUGCAUCUGGUACUGUGAGCAUCCAGGAGUUCAGAGACCUAUGGAAGCAGCUGAUGCUCUAUCAGGAGGUUUUCCACAAGCACAACAGUAACCAGUCGGGAUACCUGAACAGGACUCAGCUGCGGGCCGCAAUGAGGGACGCAGGAAUCGUGCUCAGUGAUGAUGUCUGCCUGCUGAUGCUUAUCCGGUACGGCGGCCCCAACCUCCAGAUAGACUUCGUCAGCUUCGUCCACUUGAUGCUGCGCGUGGAGAACAUGGAGGAUGCCUUCCAGAACUUAACCCAAGAUGGCAAAGGGAUAUACCUCCAGAAGCCAGAGUGGCUGAUGAUGACUCUGUACUCCUGA
Neomonachus schauinslandi (Hawaiian monk seal) is the source of this 2058-nucleotide messenger RNA. RefSeq names its product calpain 14 (gene CAPN14). Bases 1 to 2058 code for a protein of 685 amino acids. The record is from RefSeq and is a predicted model, not a curated record. Lineage: Eukaryota; Metazoa; Chordata; Mammalia; Carnivora; Phocidae. The transcript has 21 exons. Gene Ontology annotation, biological process: proteolysis. Gene Ontology annotation, cellular component: cytoplasm. Gene Ontology annotation, molecular function: calcium-dependent cysteine-type endopeptidase activity; calcium ion binding.